GUUUUUUUGUCUCGUUAACAUAAGACAUUAGAGUAGAGUGGAUAGUGGAUGAAUAUAUUUUUUUUUUUAUCUGGGUUUUUGGUCAAUGGUCUUCUUCUCUCAUCCACACCUAGACUCAGCAAACACUAAAAAUCACAUAAUCAACAAGAGCUUAAUGAUUGCAAUCCCAAACGCGAAACAGUCUCUCUUCCUUCAUUGCUUCUCUGUCAAAAUCUGGCUGUCCCAUAAUCGACCAUGGCUUCCUCCGUCCAGUGCCCGCCACACAAUCAAGUCUUCAUCAAUUUUCGUGGGGAAGAGCUGCGGAAGGCUUUCGUUAGCCACCUGGAGAGGGCCUUGAUAAUAGAUGGAAUCAACGUCUUCAUCGACGAAAACGCAACCAGUGGUGAAGAUAUCACCACCCUCUUUGACAGAAUUGAGGAGUCGAAGGUCGCGCUCGCCAUCUUCUCAAGCCAGUAUACGGAGUCAAAGUGGUGCUUGGACGAGCUGGAGAAGAUCAAGCAGUGCGUUGACUCCGGCAAACUUGUGGCCAUCCCCAUCUUCUACAAGGUGAAGACAGACGAUGUGAAAAAUCUCAAGGGUCUGUUCGGUGACAGGUUUUGGGAAUUGGCUAAAAGCUAUCAAGGCCAGAAGAUCGACAAGUGGAGAGACGCUUUAGCGGCGGUUCCACGAAAGUUCGGCAUCACUUUAACCGAGACGAGCAAAGAAAGCGAAUCCAUCGCUCAGAUUGUAGGGCAGGUGAGGAACGUGCUAAGUGGCAUCUCGACGUAUCAGGAAAGAGAGAUGAUCUCCAUUGACGAUCCUGGUGAAGCUGCUUCAGACUCGGUGGCUCUUCCUUUGUUUGGCAUAGAAACACGUCUUAAGCAACUGCAAGAGAGGUUGAAUUCUGACGUCGCCCGUACUCGUACUAUUGGUAUUGUUGGGAUGCCUGGUAUUGGUAAGACCACCUUGACGGAGAUGCUGUAUGAAAAGUGUCAAGUCAAGUUCUUGCGCAAAGCUUUUCUUCCAGAUGUCCGUGAUUUGUGUAAAAGCGGCAUGAUGGAUGGGAGCAUUCUUACGAGAGAGUUGUUGAGGGAUGAAGAAGAUGUGAUCCAAGGAGUCCCUUACAUGCCGCCUGAAUCCUUGAAAGCGCUCCUACUCCGCAAGAAGUCUCUUGUUAUUCUUGACAACGUGAGCCACAGGAAACAGAUUGAGGUUCUUCUUGGCAAACGCGACUGGAUUAAGGAAGGUAGCUUCAUCAUUAUCACGACGAGUGACAGGUCGGUGAUCGAAGGGAAGGUUGAUGACAUAUAUGAGGUUCUGAGAUUGAGUGGCAGAGACAGCUUGCAGUGCUUCAACCAUUUUGCAUUCACCGAUGGUAAUCCAGUGGGAAAUUUCAUGAAUCUUUCUAAAGAGUUUGCGGACUAUGCCAAAGGCAACCCAUUAGCUCUCAAGAUGUUGGGUAGGGAGCUUAAAGGAAAAGGCGAGACUCAGUGGAGAGAGACACUUCGGAAGCUGGCACAAAGUCCCAAUAAGAUGAUACAAAGUGUCUUGCAGAUAAGCUAUGAUGAACUAAGUGCGAAUCAGAAAGAUGUGUUUCUCGACGUUGCGUGUUUCUUUAGAUCAAGGGAUGAGUAUUACGUGAGGUGUUUAGUGGAGUCUGGUGACACUGAGCGCAUCGAUGCUGUGAGUGAAAUAAAGGAUCUUGCCAGUAAAUUCUUGAUUAACAUUUCUGGUGGACGAGUGGAGAUGCAUGAUUUGCUCUAUACAUUUGGCAAGGAACUUGGUUCACAAGGCUCGCGUAGGCUGUUGAACCAUAAAGGGUUUGUUGAUGCUCUGAGAAAAGCAGCGGGAGCAGCAGGCAGUGUGAGAGGUAUUUUUCUCGACAUGUCUGAACUGAAGAAGGAAUUUCCUUUGGACAGAUGUGCCUUCAAUAAGAUGCGUAAUCUUAGGUACCUCAAAUUCUAUAGUUCUCGUUGUCAUCGGGAAUGCGAAGCUGACUGCAAGCUAAACUUACCUGAUGGGCUUGAGUUUCCAUUGGAUGAGAUACGGUAUCUUCACUGGUUGAAAUUCCCUUUGAAGAACCUUCCAGACUUCAAUCCCAAGAAUCUUACCGACCUUAACCUGCCUUACAGCGAGAUUGAAGAAGUCUGGGAUGGUGUUAAGGAUACACCGAAGCUAAAGUGGGUUGAUCUUAGCUACUCAACCAAGUUAUGCAAUCUGUCAGGGUUGCUAAAUGCUGAAAGUCUCCAAAGAUUGAACCUUGAAGGCUGCACGAGUUUGCAGGAGUUGCCGAAAGACAUGAAACGCAUGAAAAGUCUUAUUUUCCUCAACAUGAGAGGAUGCACGAGUCUCCGGGUUCUCCCACGUAUGAAUCUGAUCUCUGUGAAAACUCUCAUCCUCACCAACUGCUCAAGCCUUCAGAAAUUCCGGGUGAUUUCGGAUAAUCUAGAAAUUCUACACUUAGAUGGAACUGCAAUUGAUCAACUUCCUAGGAACAUGGUGAAGCUUCAGCGACUGAUUGUAUUGAACUUGAAAGACUGCAAAAUGUUGGGGGCGGUUCCAGAAUGCCUGGGGAAGCUGAUAGCUCUGCAAGAACUGGUGCUAUCCGGUUGCUCAAUGCUCAAGACUUUUCCAAUUCCCAUUGAAAACAUGAAAUGCUUGCAGAUUUUAUUGCUUGAUGGGACAGCAAUUACAGACAUGCCGAAGAUAUUGCAGUUCAAUAGCUUACAGGUGGAAGAUCCAUGCGAAUUAAGACGUGGUAUGAACGGCUUAUCCUCACUGCGACGUCUAUGCUUAAGCGAUAACGCUAUGAUCAGCAACCUGCAAAUCGACAUCAGUCAACUAUAUCAUCUGAAAUGGCUUGACCUGAAGCUCUGCGAGAAUCUCACAUCAAUUCCAUUGCUUCCGCCAAAUCUAGAGAUGUUAGACGCACAUGGCUGUGAGAAAUUAAAAACAGUCGCUUCCCCCAUGGCCCUUCUUAAGCUUAUGGAGCAGGUUCACUCUAAAUUCAUUUUCACCAACUGCAACAAUCUAGAACAGGCUGCAAAGAACAGCAUCACAUCGUAUGCUCAAAGGAAAAGCCAGCUAGAUGCAGGCAGAUGCUAUAUAGAGGGCAAUGUUUCAGAAGCUUUGCUCAUCACUUCCUUUCCAGGGAGCGAAGUACCUUCAUGGUUCAGCCAUCGCACAAUUGGACCCACGUUAAAGCUGAAGUUUCCACCACAUUGGUGUGACAACAGGCUUUCAACAAUAGCUCUGUGCGCGGUCGUCACAUUCCCUGAAACUCAAGAUGAGAUCAAACGAUUCUCAAUAGAGUGCACUUGUGAGUUCAAAAACGAAAUUGGGACAUGUAUACGUUUCAGCUGCAUUCUUGGUGGAGGUUGGCUCGAACCACGCAAGAUUGAUUCGGACCAUGUGUUUAUCGGUUACACCAGUUGCUCACAGAUAACAAAUCACGUAGAAGAACAUCAUAAAUGUGUUCCUACGGAGGCUUCAAUCGAAUUCCAAGUGAGAGAUGGAGCAGGUGAGAUUGUGAAUUGUGGUUUAAGUCUGGUGUACGAGGAACCAAACCAUGUCGUUAUUGAAGGGAACCGUAUUGGAACUUCUUUCAAGAAGAGAUUUGUCGGUUGCAGAGAGUAUGGUGAGCUGUGCUGAAGGGUUUCCGUUGUUUUAAGGUAUCUGUUGCUAGGUGUUGUAUUCUUUUUGGUUUAUGGGUUUGCUAGAUCUUUUCGCUAAAUAAAAGUUGUAUGUUCUUGGUCAUCAUUGAUUAAUUUAUGUUUUGUAUAUGACUUGACUGGAAAAUAAUAUUGUUAAAUUUGUGACUUGACUGGAAAAUAAUAUUGAUCUUGGUCAGCAACCGGGGUUGAG
Thlaspi arvense is the source of this 3843-nucleotide messenger RNA. Lineage: Eukaryota; Viridiplantae; Streptophyta; Magnoliopsida; Brassicales; Brassicaceae. The record is from the annotation of a GenBank genome assembly.